GAGUUUCGUUGUGAUCGUUGUACUAAGUCAAAACUCCAUACAAAAACCAGUGUUACUUUUGUGGGUGAACACCUCCAGAGGUAUCAUAAUUUUCUUCAGCUAUGACAUCAACUAAAAUGCUAACACGCAGAGACUCCUAUAAACAGACGGACGCCAAGUUUGCGUUGUUGGGGGCAAGGAACGUGGGCAAAUCUGCAAUUGCAGUAAGAUUCCUCACGAAACGUUUUAUCGGCGAGUAUGACUCAUCCCAGGACUCUACGUAUCAGUUCAAUUCGACUAUUGACGAAGAGCAGGUUAACUUGGAGAUUAUAGACCCAGGUCCAGAGUCAAGAAACGAACAAACUGUGGGAAGUCGAGCGAUCUGGGCCGACGGUUUGAUCCUCGUCUACUCAAUAACCGAUCGGAAAAGCUUCGAGGAAAUACAACACCUCCAUAAUCUCAUUGAUCCUUUUAAGCAGAAAACGGUCGUCAUCAUCUUCGGCAAUAAAUCGGAUCUCGAACACAAACGACAAGUACCCGAAAAAGAAGCCGCCUCACUUGCAGAAAAAUUACAAUGCUCGUUCUUUGAAGGUUCGGCAUCUGAAGGACAUACGAAGAUCUCUGAGGCAUUUCACGAGCUCUACAAGGAGGUCGCCAAGAGGAAAAAAGAAAGAAAGGUGUCUCUUUCACCUCGCCCCUUAAGAAAUGCUCUUGGAAAAGUUUUCCGAAGAAACAGCAGUAAAAACUUGCUACUGUCUCCUUCAGGUGCACUCAUUACAUAGCAACAUCUCAAUUUGACCUUUAACCUCCCAGGAUCUGUUUUGUAAUUCGCCCUUACAAUUGCCAGACUUAUUUACAAAUCAAUAAAGGAGGUAAGAUUUUAAAGAAA
This is a messenger RNA of Pocillopora damicornis (cauliflower coral), 868 nucleotides long. RefSeq names its product ras-related and estrogen-regulated growth inhibitor. Gene Ontology annotation, molecular function: GTPase activity; GTP binding. The record is from RefSeq and is a predicted model, not a curated record. NCBI's taxonomy places the organism in Eukaryota, Metazoa, Cnidaria, Anthozoa, Scleractinia, Pocilloporidae.